AUGGACGCCGACGAGGAUGUGGCGAAGCUGUCACCUGCUGCGCUGCUCGUGCGCGUUCAACGCUGCGAGAGGCUGUUGAGCCACCCAACCCUUUUGAGUCGCCUCCCCGACGGGGGUGCGGCCAUUCGCGGCCGUCACGCGUUGUGCGUCGCCGAAAGGGCCCGACGCGAGGCCGCGGGAGACGCUGCUUCUGCCACGAGGCAGCAGGAGGCCGUGCGGCCGGUGGAGGGGCAGGCGCGUGGGAUGACGACAGCACCUGAGGGGCUGUCUGAGGCGGCAGCAGGCGGGCGGGCAGGGUGCCACGCCUCUCCGAAUACGUCUGAGCGGAGCGUAGACGAAGAGGAAACGGCUGCGGAGUCGUACGAAGAUGUGGCACGUGCCGUUGGCGAGAAGCACCGACACAGUCGAGUUCCUGUCGAGACGAUUGUGCGCCAGACGUUUGAGGGAUCGCUCUGCGAGGCGGAAAUCCAGCGUAUGCUGCACGACGUCCCGCCAAACUUCUUCUUGACAUAUGACGAGACCGUCUCGAUGCAGCGAAGCCUCCUCGCCGGGGAACGUCACGAAGCGCUUAAGCGGUUGUGGCAGCAAACGCAUGCCGAGCUGUAA
Molecule: messenger RNA, 606 nt
Organism: Trypanosoma conorhini
Lineage: Eukaryota; Euglenozoa; Kinetoplastea; Trypanosomatida; Trypanosomatidae
Product: putative protein kinase
Exons: 1
Coding region: 1-606 (201 amino acids)
Source: RefSeq, a predicted model, not a curated record